CGUUUAUGGUCACAUGACCGGAACAAAACAAAGUCAUUCCCCUGUGCUGCACGUUGCUUUCUUCCCGUAGCCAGCAGAUUUCCUCUUGCUCGCAGAGGAACCAGAGAAAAAACACUCAAAAUGCCGAAAACAAAGCAGUCUAAAAGAAGGGGCAAGUUUGACUACAACCAGGACCGGAAGAAGCUGAAGAAAAAGUUCUUAAAGAAAUGUAACCCGAGGAUCGAGAAGUGAGUUAGCGCGUUAGCUAAUGUGUGCUAACAAACGCUGAGCAUGAUGAGACCAUGUGAGAGCUUCACUGUAGCUUCAGUACAGCUCUGCAGGGCUGUGUGGGUUUUGAUUAACUUGUUUUAUGUGUGUCUGUCUCAGUGCUCAGAUCAGACACGCGUGGGACGACAAGAAAUCCACAGCCAGGAACCUUCAGGAGAUGGGUUUGAGUUUUGAUCCCAACAGGAGUCUGCCCAUCAAGAAACAGAAAGUGAGUAAUUUCUCCUUAUUCUUUUUCAUUAUAAAACAUGACAUAUGAUCAAAACGGUCAAUCUGACAGAAAAACACAGCAUGUAAAAGCAAAUAAAAUUAAAACCAGAACUAAUAAAGAGCUUCAAAAGAGGUUAAAGGGAUAUUCCGGCGUGAAAUUAAUUUAGGGUCAAACACACCGUAACUUCGAGUUAGACCCCCCCUCGAGAGAUGAAUGUUGCUGACCGCUUGUUCUCUAGUUUUACCAACUUUAGUAACGACCACAUGAUAGCAAUACACAGCGGUCUGAGGAGCCAUAAACAAACUUCGACCAAAACGCCACUCUAUAGCCACAAAUAAUGCUCAAAACAGCACCUAACUUCAUCAACAGGACAUAUAGGGAAUGUAUAUAUCCCUCUAAGGUACGAGGCAAACUGUAUUCAGACCUGUGCAGCCCGGAGAGGAAACGGUGCAGAUACUAGAUGAUGAACUGUGAAUAUUAGCAGAGGGAAGACAAACUGAUCUUCAUUCGUCUGGUCGGACACCUGCCCCCCUUUGCAGUGAUUACAGGAAUUAAAACGACACAAUCUGAUCAUCCUCAUACGUUAUAAGUUGUCCAAGAACUUUACAGACUCAGCUCUUUUUUUACAAACUCAAUUCAAGAGUCAAGUAAUGAAGGUGAGCUUUUGGAAGAACGCAUGUUAGAAACAGCAGGUCUGUUGUGUCUGUAGGUCAAACGCAAUAAUAAGUUUAUCACGCAGAAGAGUGACUCGCCGUGGGGAACUGAAUGGUGAGUUCAAAAGAAGGUGGCGAAAAAGACCCUGCUCAGCUCUCCAUUUUUAUCCAAAGCAGUUAGAGGAGUUUUUGACCAUGGAGUCCCUGUAAGGGAAAACGCAGGGUCAGGACAUGUGACUGGGUGUCUGCUGUCAUCGAGGGAAUGAAGCCACCUUGGAGUAAACUUUGAGUCGCCAAAUCUAACUGGAAAAAAACAAUAGACCACUGAAAAAGAUCCGGGAUAAAGUGAAAGAGGAAAACCCUGAUCAGGAAAUUGUUUUCCUUCAUUACAUCAUUCAUCAGGAAUCUCUGUGUACAUUUCUAAGGACUUCUGCACCGUCAUUAUAUUCCUUGAGGAAACUGAUGCGGAUCACCAGGACUUACUUUACCAGUGAAGCUGGUAGGGAAAGAUCAGUUUGUGCAUGACAUGAUUACAAAUGUGGGAGCCUUCAAAUUCAAGCUGACUUUAUUCUCCUGACAAAUUUCAGGCAAAUCUUUUGCUCAUUUUCCCACACUAGCCAUGCAGAAAAAGGCCACCUGAAAUGUAAAGAAGUACAAGAAAUCACUGGAUGACCUGCAUGGAGUUCUGUGAUUUUAAAAUAAUUUGAUAAAUCACUUCAGCUGGUGACAUGACCCCGAAACAGCACCACAGGAGCUGCAGUUGGAGCUGGAGCUGAUCAAUCUUCAGGCACACUCCAUCCUAAAAUUCAACUCUCAUAAGCUGAAUGACUUGCUUCGUUUAACAAAGUCACGGUUCCAGACCUCCGCGGGACGGCGCAGAAGAUACUGCCGUUGUUUGGCAUGACAUGCAGACAUUCAGCGCCAUGACCACCAACAAAGCUCGGUUGUUGCCUGCAAGUCAAAAAGUUUGCCCACUUUUGGCAGCGUUGGAACUGUCUUGUCCAGAUAAAUCCAGAAGGGGGCAGCACAGUGUCACAUUUGAGCAUCCUGAAACAAGCCUCCUAAAUUUGAUCGAAUAAGAACAUUUAUUUAUUUAUUUUUCUUUAACUCAUUCACAUUUUUGACUUUUGAAGCUUAAUUGAUUAUGUUGUUGUUGACUGUUUUACCCACGGUCCUGCUCUGAUAUCAGUCACAGUCGAUCUUGACCUUUUAGCUGCUGCAUGAGACAAAGUUUGUACUUCAUUUUAUUCAGUUACGUCACCGAAAGAGCCAUAAAUAAAUUAGCCUGCCUCAAUGGGAAGGACUCUGUUUUCUUAUCAUGUCAUGACAGAUACAAAAGAGCCACUUUUCAAAUCUCUCUCACCACAUUAGACAAGAGGACUGAUGAUCAGCGGGAGACAUGACAUGUCUUUUAAAAAGUUUACCCAGAAUGCAUCACAUCUGCACAUUACUUCCAUCGUUAUUCUCACCGUGUGUUUCUUCUCACUCUUCUAGCUCCUUGGUAACAGCAAAGAGACUUCAGCUCCUGCCAGGAUUGUGACCAAACCCUACGUUCUCAACCGUAAGCACACAUUUUCUUUGAAGAAGCCCAACUUGUUAAAUUGUGCGCACAGAUUUUCUCUCUGCAGCUUCUGGUAGUUUGCAUUUUAAUCUGAGUUAAUCUGAAAUCACUGCAGAUAACAGCGAUUUAAAGUGUUUUCUUUUGGCUUUCUUGCACAAUAAAAGUUACUAAAAAUGGUCAUGAAGUGAGUCGGGUCCUGCCCACACUGCCAGGUUUCCAAUCUGCUCAUACAACCUGCUCUCUCUGACGUAUUUUACACAUUCUGCUGCCCAUCACUUUCCAGGAUGUGUUGCAUUUUAUUGUGCAAAAGCUGAGCCAGAAUUUACAAAUUUUAAAUCUGCAAAGACUUUUUCACUUUAUGAGGAUUAAAGUAUUUUUGUCAGCUGAAACAGUAAACGCCUUAGUGUGCCGCCGCUGCUGCUGCUGCUGCUGCUGUCCCGCUUUCAGAAACAUGCCUCAAGUGCCGAAAUGUACCGAGAGUCUUGGAGAUGUUUUGUGUGCCAAAGCCUCAGCCUGUGAUUUCAGCCUCCAGGGACCAAGUUGAAUGAAAGCAGACCUUUGCUGUUACAGCAUUUUCUUUUUUAUUACUGUGCACAGAAGCUGAGAACAGCCGGCCUUCAGCUGCUACUGCUGCUGUGAAUCUCAGCUCUGAAUGACUCUGUUUCCUCCAGCUACAUCACGCUGUUCGCUGUCCAUUAACGAUGCGUGGAAUAUUGUAUUUCACAGAUAGACCGACACAGUGGGCUCAUUUUUAUGUGUUUGUGUGCGUUUCAAAAUUGGACUAAAUCUGGCUGCUGAGGAGAGAAGAUAAAGCUUUGAGAACAUUUAAAACCCUUAUCUGCUUUGUGUUUUUCUGAUCAGAGCUGGAGGAAGAGGCCGCCCGGCCAGAGAAGGACACAAAGACGUUAUCCUCCGACCUGAUCGAGUACGCUCAGUACAUGAUCCGAGAACACAAGGACAACUUCAAGGUAAAAGCAGGAAGCAGACUCUGUUCAAGCUUGAAGAUUUAUGAAGCACACUGAUGGCUUUGUUUGACUCAGUUCAGUAUUUACUGAAGCUUUUAAAUGAUCUCUUUUUAUAGCUUCUGGUUUAGAUGUAUUUUGUCACUCAGCUAAAUCUUUAAUGAGCCCCUGAAGGAAUGCACAUCCAAAGUGGUUUGAAUAAAAGAAAAAGAGGGGAGGGCACAGCUUCACAUUACCUUAUAUAGUACGGUAAAUAUCACCUCAUAAACAGCAUGAUGCGGGUGAGGUUUCCUGCUGUGAUGUUAGCCACGUGACUGGGUGGUACAGAUGGGCUGAUGAAUUAAUUGGGCUGAUUUCUAACAUUUUGAAACAGAUAGCAUUAGACGAUAUCUUAGAAGAUGUUUCUGGCUAAAAUAAGCCCUCUAUUUUAUUAAAUAAAAAAAAACAACCAGAACAUGAUAUCAUUAUCACACAUUUGCCAUUGGCUGACCUGUAAAUGUCGGCAAAAACCUCUCCAACAGUUCAUGGUCCUCGUUCUGAUACUUUCUUCUUCACACUUUUAACCAGGGCUGCAGGUUCAGCACCUGGAGCCUUCUUUUGUGGAGCCAUGCUGUAACAAGCAAGUCCUUUCCUUAAAUGAUGACUAUGUCUAAUUUCAAGAGUAUGUUGCUUCAAGACCGAUAUAGAGUUCAGCAUUAAUGGAUCCUUCCCAGAUGUCUAAGCCACACAUGCCAUUGGCGUUAGGACAUCCCCGUACCACCAUGGACGGUUGCUUUUGAACAAUCCGCAUGUUUGCUCUCCAUCGUGAGCCUGCAGCAUCCAUGGUUUUGAUCAGGCUGUUUCCUCCUUUUGCCCUCCUGUAUUUCAUGUAUGCUAAAUUUCAAUGUGCGUUUGAAUUAUGUUAUCAGAUGUGAUUUGAGCCCAUGCUGUGAUUCCCACUACAGAGAUGUCUGAUUGUAGUUCAGUCUGGUCCUGGUUUUCCGCCUUUCCUGCUGUUUUCUAUCUUAAUUGUGAACCAAUGACUUUCCCCAGUUUUAACAUUUGAUGAGCUGUUUCUGUGCUUUUUGUCAAUAAAACAUGGAGGUUUUUAUUUAUGAACACGGUGCCUCUAUGUUCAUGAAUAUAUCAUCAUAUUCAUGCAGUUAUUUAAACUCAUGAGCAUCAGAUAUCGGCGAAACUCUCUGGAAUCAGACGCUUGUGUUAAAAAUCUGUCUGUAAUUUCCAGAGCACUAGACGGGUGGUUUCUGCUUUUUCAGUCUUUUGCCAAGCUGAACAUUUUCAAGUGUAGCUUUACAUGAUAAGGUUGAGUAUCUUCACACAUCUUUGAGAGAAAAUCAUCAUAUCUUCACAUUCGUUUAGUGACUUCUUUGAAAUUUGGCGCAGUAGAUUCAUGAUUCAAGCCCUCAUAUCAUCCCUUCGUUUCACAUUUAUUAACAAGUCGGCAUUUUGAAAGGUUAGGAAAAGUGUUUUUUAUUAUGGAGCUUGACAUGAUGGAAGCCUCUCAGUCAGCUAAGGUUAAACAGGACAGCACCGUCACUCAGAUAAAGUCAGGAGCUUCUGGAAUGUAAUUUUACACGAGCUUUGAGAUAAGACAUUCACUCUCAGUGUCCGUGAUGGUUCAUUCAAGGACGCCCUGACAUCCUGGGGUUCAGGGCCGGCUGCCAAGGUCUGAGACGUUUUUCUUUUCAAGUGUGGAGGAAACCUCAUUUGCCACUUGAAUAUUUUUAUCUUGGUGCAUUCAGCGAAAACAAAAACAAACUCUUCCUCUGUUUGAAAAGUUUUGAGCGAAGGACCAAAAUAGUUCCAGCUUCUUCCUUCACAGCAGCUGAUUUCAGUUUCUCCUAUAACUUAUCGCUGAGAAACCCAACAUCACGCACACGUCUGAGAGGUUCAUUUGUCUGUAGUUUUCAUCUGUUUGUUUCCUCAUUAAAAUGUGACUGAGUCAUCUGUGGGAGCACUGCCAGGUCAGAGUCUGUCAAUAACAGGAUAUCGUGAGUGUUUUUCAUAUAUAAGCUUUCAAUAGAAAAUACUCCGACCUCGGCUUCAUUGUGAGAAGCUGAGUCAGUCUGCUGUGAUUGACUGCAGCGAUGAGUUAUAUAACCAGUGACUCUGUCGAUGCAUUUAUAAGUGUGACGUUUCAGCGCAGCAUCACGCUUGGAGUUGAGUCAAUAUGUUCCCUCUCUGCGCGGUGAUAAAGUUUUCUUUUGUCACGAAAGUUCAGAUCUGACAAGGACAAAGCCUCAAAGCAGAACAAAUGUUGUUUCUGCUCAUGCAGGCGAUCGAUAUUUCACAUUCUGCUUUUAAACGAGGGUGUUAACCCCUCCAAGAUGCCAGGACAACAUUUCGACUUUGUUUUUGUUUUUUCUGUAAUAUUCUUAAAUUCACUGACCAAUCACACGCUUAAAUCAGAUAAAUUAUAGUAUUCAUUAAGCAAUUUAUUGAAUUGUUUAAUCACUUCUCAGAGAAUGAUGUUAGACCUGUCUGUGAAAUGAUCUACUCUUCUCUAUAUUCUAUUAUCAGGUUACUUUCAGUGACACAUGACAGGAGGAAUAAAAAAACCCAGUGUGAACCCUGGGCCAAGUACAUCUGUGUUUGCAGGCAACAUUUACAGAAAAGCGACAUGUGUUUUCACCAUCACAUGCACAGUCCACAAAGCACACAAUCAGCUUUAGGAAAUUUUGAGGACGGAGCUUCUGGAAACUUCUGAAAAUUUUCAGGAGUGCAUGUGUGGCAGAGGAUUUACCCUUUUCUGUUAUGUUCCUGUACGAUAGACUCCUCUGUAUUUCUUCUACACUAUAGUAUAAGCAACUUAUUAUUUCUCUGCCUGUAACCAAACUUUUUCUCCUCCUUCUGCAGGCCAUGGCCAGAGACGAGAAGAAUUACUACCAGGACACACCCAAACAGAUAAAGAGGAAAAUAAACGAGUACAAACGCUGCCAUCCGCAGCACUAUGACGCUUUCAUCAGCUCGCUGGCUGCUCCUCAGCCCAUGGACCAGUAAAGAGACUACUUUCUGUGUGUGUGUGUGUGUGUGUGUGUGUGUGUGUGUGUGUGUGUGUGUGUGUGUGUGUGUGUGUGUGUGUGUGUGUGUGUGUGUGUGUGUGUGUGUGUGUGUGUCAGGAACAGAUGGACCCCAAACAAAAGAGACUGUCAAGCUGUGACAGCGACUUCACAUCACCUGUUAUCAGAGGAACCACCAGGGACAGGAAGUGGAGACAUCCAGACAACGUCUGAGUCUUGUUAAGGUGGUUUUCAAAAGUUUACUCUCCUGUCCGGUUUUAUCCUGAUCUCAUCUUCUUUACAAAUGUUGAAUGUAAGGAUCCCAAAUGUAGUUUUAAUGUAUCAUAAAAACAAGUUGACCCUCACUGAA
Messenger RNA from Xyrichtys novacula (pearly razorfish), 7020 nucleotides. The record is from the annotation of a GenBank genome assembly. NCBI's taxonomy places the organism in Eukaryota, Metazoa, Chordata, Actinopteri, Labriformes, Labridae.